Messenger RNA from Gambusia affinis (western mosquitofish), 5179 nucleotides. RefSeq names its product voltage-gated potassium channel subunit beta-2. Bases 1264 to 2574 code for a protein of 436 amino acids. The transcript is spliced from 14 exons. Gene Ontology annotation, molecular function: voltage-gated potassium channel activity; potassium channel regulator activity; transmembrane transporter binding. Gene Ontology annotation, cellular component: cytoplasm; membrane; voltage-gated potassium channel complex. The record is from RefSeq and is a predicted model, not a curated record. Lineage: Eukaryota; Metazoa; Chordata; Actinopteri; Cyprinodontiformes; Poeciliidae. Gene Ontology annotation, biological process: regulation of potassium ion transmembrane transport; potassium ion transport.
GAAGAAAGAAGUGUUGUCACAGCAGCAGCAACACAGAUUGUGAUGAAAAAUGUAGAGCGUCCAGCCGGGAGGAGAGACAGAGACUGAGAGAGAGCAACGCACAGAGUUACCCACCAAACCAUCACACUGCUUCUGUGUCGUGAACAUUUUGGCGCUUCUGCAAACGGAAAAAAAAGCGGCUGAUUCUGGGACUGACAGAGGAAAAACUGAAGGAGAGUCGACAGGCGGGAUCGACGCCUUAAAACAACCGCCUGCUGAAGCUGAUUUUUUAUUUUGGAGGAGGUGUGUGUGUGGGGGUGGGGGGAGAGGCCAGUAUGCCGGCAUUUCUUUCUCAUCCGUGCACCGUGAGAUUUUGCCGCCACGCAGGAACCCCCCGCUGCAGCCGCUGCUGGUAUAUGAGCAACUUGAUGCGCUAAAGGUAACGCCGCUGAAUUUGGCUGCCGAUUUUCUUUCCUUCCAUCAAUUUGGUGCUGCGUGAAGCGAUGAUGAUGAUGAGGAUGAUGCUGCAUCGGCGGGCUUUGAAUGUGUGAAUCCUGUACGGGACUCUCCUCCUUCGCGAUGUAAAUUGGAGCCAUUAAAGUCUUUUUUUUUUCGUCCCCUCACCCCCAAGCUCUGCGUUAAUUACAGUGACCACAAUAAAAAAGAUGCCCUUUUUUGACGCUUGGAGUGAGGAUGCCAGUGGCUGUGAUUGUGUCUCUCCUGCUGCGGCAGCUCCUCGGCUCAAGACAGACUCAAGUAGCCUUAGCUGAAGAGAAAAACAGCAAGCUGGCAAGUGCUGUAUCACCCAACACAAGCCGAAGGAGCCUGUGUAUGAGUGUGGGGAAGGGCAUCCAUCACAGCACAGCGCAGGGGCUUCCUAGGAACCGCCACAUCCCCACAUUCGUCUGAGGACUGCUGAGAGAUUACAACCCCCACCUGAUGGUUGUUGGAGGGCAGCCCCGAUGCAUCUUGUGCGUGUGAAAACUCUCAGAGUCCGCCUUUGCCAGCUCUGCAUCAACAGAAAGGAGACAGAGCAGACGGUAACUCGGUGUGUGUCAUGUUAGAGGCUGGACUCUUGCCUGCUCGCACCAGCUCUCUGCCAAAAUCUGUGACCUGCCCUGUCUGAGCCCUUUGCAUGAGCAUCUCUGCACUGCCACAACAGAACCAGUGGUUUGUAGACAUUACUGGCCAUUUUACUCCGCUCCUCACGCUCCUCCAACCACAAUAACAAAAAAAGGCUCCCCACGUCUCUGACUCUCGGUGCAGGACAGAGCGGAGGUCAGGAUGCAGGUCUCCUUCGCAUGCACUGAGCACAACCUGAAGAGCCGCAGUGAGGACCGGCUCUGUGGCCUUCGCACCGCCCCACCUCCAGGAGGAAGCAGUGGAGGAGGCGGCGGUGGAGGAGGAGGAGGAGGAGGAGGAGGUGGUGGCGGUAGUGGAUCGGGAGGAGGUAGCAGCGGAGGAGGAGGUGGUGGUGGACAGGGGGGUAACGGUAACUACGUCUCCCAAGGCUCUGUGAAGAACAGGGACGGCCCCGGGUCCCGGCAGACUCCACAGGGCCAUGCCCACAUGAAGGAGGCCAUCGGGCGGCACUCCAACAUGAAGUACAGGAACCUGGGGAAGUCCGGCCUUCGUGUAUCCUGCCUCGGGUUAGGCACCUGGGUGACAUUUGGAUCUCAGAUCUCUGAUGAGAUGGCGGAGAACCUGAUGACCCUCGCUUUUGAAAAUGGAGUCAACCUGUUUGACACGGCAGAGGUGUACGCCUCAGGAAGAGCGGAAAUCACCCUAGGGAACAUUAUCAAAAAGAAAGGGUGGAGGCGCUCAAGUUUUGUCAUCACAACAAAAAUCUACUGGGGAGGCCAAGCAGAAACAGAGCGAGGACUCUCCCGAAAGCACAUUAUUGAAGGUUUACGAGGGUCCUUAUCAAGGCUCCAACUCGAUUAUGUGGACUUAGUUUUUGCCAACAGAAAUGACGUGAACAGUCCGAUGGAAGAGAUUGUUCGGGCCAUGACAUUUGUAAUAAACCAGGGCAUGGCCAUGUACUGGGGAACCUCCCGCUGGAGCGCAAUGGAGAUCAUGGAAGCGUACUCCGUUGCGCGACAGUUCAACCUGAUCCCACCUGUGUGUGAGCAGGCAGAGUAUCACUAUUUCCAGAGGGACAAAGUUGAGGUGCAGCUUCCUGAACUCUACCACAAGAUCGGUGUGGGGGCGAUGACCUGGUCUCCACUUGCUUGUGGAUUAAUCACAGGAAAGUACAGCGACGGCGUGCCCGAGUGCUCCAGAGCAGCGAUGAAGGGAUACCAGUGGCUGAAGGAGCGGGUGAACAGCGAGGAAGGCAGAAGGCAGCUGGCGAAAAUCAAGGAGCUCCAUCUACUGGCAGACAGACUGGGCUGCACCGCCGCACAGUUGGCCAUAGCCUGGUGUUUGCGAAGUGAGGGUGUCAGCUCUGUGCUUCUGGGUGUUUCUAACACUGACCAGCUACUAGAGAACCUCGGAGCUCUCCAGAUUUUAUCCCAAAUGACGCCUCAGACCGUUACUGAGAUCGACGCCCUGCUGGGAAACAAACCACACUCGAAGAAAGAGACGCGUGCUUGAAGAUGCCAAACAAACAGUGACAGAUGACGUUUCACGACAAGAAAACCGUGGGAAUCUUCGCUUUUUGCUCUGCUGUAUACUCAAAUUGCAUGUUCUCCGCAACAUUAUGCUUCCAGUCUGUGCGCAUACCCAUUUUUGCGCAACAAAUUGUAUUAUAUACGACAACAACAACAACAACAAAAAAAGAAAAUUUCUCUAGCCUGUAAAAAGAAAAAACAAAAAGGAUCAUAUAUUGCUCACUGUCAAUUGUUUGCAGACUACAUAGACGCAAAGUGACAAGCUUCUGCUGUCCACAGGAACUGAGAAACCUUUGCAGCUUUCAGCUGCAGUCAAAGCACAGGACGUGGCCCAAAGUAGAAAAGAAAUCCCACCUUUUGCUUGAAUGCAACAUUUCUGGUUAAAUGGUGCUUUUACUGGACGUGCGGCUCUGCGAGGGGGAGUUGGGUUUGUUGAUGUUUAGCCAGCAGGCAGAGAGACAGAGGUUAGCACCCAUGCGUCUAGCUGAACAUUUCCCAUCAUGUGCAUGUGACUGGUCUGCAACACUCACUGCUUUACAGGGUUGGGAACAUUGGGUUACUAGUAAAAUUUAAAAAACAAAAUUAAAAAAUCAUCAUACAGCCUAGUUUAAGAAGAAAAAAAAAAAAAUAAUAAAAAAAAGAUAAAGCAGUACAAAAUUAACCAUUUAUUUUGAUUAGCAAAAGUCACUUUAAAAAGAAAAAAUGCAAACAGAUAUUAUUAGUGGGUGCAGUUUAUGAAGACUUUCCCAGCCCUGCUGCUUUCCCAAAGUCUUUUUGCCUCCUCUGUUUGUAAACUGUGCGCAUGUCCCUUUAAGAGAGAAUCAGCCCCCAAUCGGGCGUAAAUGUGGCAUGGCUUUUAUGGCUUAUGUAGAUUUGCAGUGCCCUUGUAAGCCAAUGUUUCGUUUUGUUUCUUCUUUUUUUACUCAAAUAGUCCUGCAGUUUGAUCCAACAUCCUGCUGCUGGGGCUUCGCUUUAAAGAGUCCCAGCAAUCCUGGGACAACUCCAUGUCCAUCUGACCUUUGACCUAUACCCUUUGUAUUAUCUUGAACUGCACAGAAAAGUGCAGAUGAAAAAUACUGUAAAGACUGUACUAGAAUAAAAGGUUUGAGGUAGCUGAAGGGUGGGAAGGCGACAGCUCUGGACACACUGUGGUAAAACUGUACUUUUCCAACCGUAGGAGAAAAAAAAAAAAUUUAAUAUGACACAAAGAGCCCCAGGGUAAGAAUUAGCAAAUGUAUUUUUUCUUUCUUGAAAUUUAAAAUAUAUCUUCUCUGCUCAAAUUUCUUGAGAGUACGCCUUCUGUAUCCCUUUGACCCUUACACACACACACACACACACACACACACCCACACACACACACACACACACACAUUUCUCUUCUUCUUUGUGUUGACUUUAUUUCCAAAUGACGUAAAGAUUUUUUCCUUUAGUAAUCUUCCAAAAAGAACAGAGCAACAUGAAAUUACAUACAAGCAGCUGUUCUGGCUCACAAAAUGCUUUUGUCUUUUCUAAAUACGAUUUAAUUUGAUCGUUUUUUGUUUUUUUUUCUUUGAAUUGAGGAAACAAAUGAGAAAUUACAAAAUUAUUGUUUUUUACAGCACAAAGUCUUCAUGACCACCAUCAGAUGCUCUUUACAUGUCGGCAUGUUUCUCUUGUAAAGACCCAGGGAACAUUUUAAAGUCUAAUAUACACACUACUUAAAAUAAAAAUCUAGUGUGUUCCUAUUGAGCCUUUCAGCUGGAUAAUGAUCUAAAACAUCUGAACAUAGAAGAGGACCAGCGUUCCUCCAUGGCCAUCUUCAGCUUUCACUGCUGAAACCUACAGAUCAUCUACAGAAAAUCUACAGAUCAUCUCUGCAGGUUUUGCAAGGCUGAAUCUCUUUUGGCGUGUUUGGGGGAUGUACAAAGUACUAAAAGUGUGUCUACUGUUUCAACAGGUUUAACAGGAAGUGGAAAAGAAGAACAACAAUCAAACAAAAAUAUUAAUAUCCUGAUUAGGUCAAUAGGUAUAUUCUCACGAAUAUUUUUAUGUUAAGACCUAAAAACGUAAAGCAAGAUGAGGGGUUAGAAGUUAAAUCUGGUGUUUUUAGGUUUUUGUGACUGAGAAGCUGAACAGGACGAAUGGUAUCGACCCAGAACCCGGGAAUCUCAGAGAAAAGCUGCCCUUGUCCGGCUACCGAAUCACUUGGUACUUCAGUAAAACAUUUAUCCAUGAACUUUAGCUUGUUUAUUAGACAUCAGCAAACUGUGGCCUAAUCACUAAAGUAUUUCAGAUUCUUUUCAAGUUUUUUUCUUUUCAUUAUUUGCAUGAUAUCAACCAAAACAAACACCUGCAGGUUUCUGCUUCUUCUAACUGAGCCAGGCUGAUAACAUUCAGAGCACAGUGCAUUCCUCUGAAGCUUACCUGAUGUGUUUUCUCCCUUUCUUCCCGAACCAAGAGUUUGGUUUCAGCUGGAGCUGCAGAACUGACUGAAAUAAUCCCAUGACUCUGCGUAAUGUUUCAGAUGAAACAGUCAGACAGUAAGCAGCUGAAAUACUUGGAACAUGUGACAUUCAUGCCUAUUUUUCAUAAAGUUUUACCAAGCUGUU